Messenger RNA from Pisolithus orientalis, 1517 nucleotides. Its product is annotated as peroxisomal membrane protein PEX16. The record is from RefSeq and is a predicted model, not a curated record. Lineage: Eukaryota; Fungi; Basidiomycota; Agaricomycetes; Boletales; Pisolithaceae. Gene Ontology annotation, cellular component: peroxisomal membrane. Bases 104 to 1198 code for a protein of 364 amino acids. The transcript has 6 exons. Gene Ontology annotation, biological process: peroxisome organization.
UCAGCGAAGACACACAAAGUACUACGGCACUGCUCUACUACGAUUUGGGUACAUUGGACGUGAGAAUUGAUACUGACAACCACCUCAGCGUCCCUCAAUACCCAUGUCGUCGGCAUUGGCGAGAUAUGAAGACUUUCUGGUCAAAAACGUUUCGACCAUCUCUUCGGUGGAGUCUACUCUCAAGUCCAUCACCUGGCUCUUGCCUGGAAGGUUCAAAGACGCUGAACUUGCAUCAGAAGCCUUGUCUGCCCUGCUCAAUGUAACCAGCUUGUAUCACGAUACGUUGCUCGCUAAGAUUGCUCAGAACGACACGAAGCGGAAACCCAUUCUCCCCCUACCUCUCCACACCAAGUACACCCGUGCCUGGUGCGAGAAAGACAGAAAAUACAAAUGGACUGCUAGGAUACUUGAGCUCGUUCGCUUCACCCAACUUCUCGUUGAGAUGGGAAUGCGGCGCAAGUUCUCUGAGAAGAACAGGUGGAGAGGCGUUGUCGUUAUCGAGAGUAUCAAGGUCAUUCUCCGCCUCGUUAUGCUCAGGAUAACUCGCAGACCCCUCGUUUCGCCCGCUAUUCCAGAGCGCUACUUUGAUCCUGCUUCCCUUCCGCCGUCCUCAAUCCAUUCUUCCCCUACUCUCGUUCCGACCACUCCGCCUGCUUCUCCACCUGCGACGCCGGACCAUCUGAAGAACAAUCAUGUACCAUUACAACCCAGCUCUUUAAUGCUGACUCCUCCUCCCGGCCACUCGGAUUCUUCCAUCGAAGAUUAUCUCCUUCCAAAGGCGUUGACCACUUCGUCCGUCCGACCUUCUCUUCAACUUGUUGCCCCACUUGCAUCCAUCCAAGACUGGCUGGCUGAGGUCAUAUACGUCGCCAGGCCUCUAAUAUACGUCUCCAUGUUGAGCACAAGCAGGCAUAAAGACCGCGCUCUCCUAACUGCCCUUGGGAUUGACAUUUUGUCCCGCAAUCUUCGGAGGGCGCCCUCAUGCUCUGCGUCUGUCGAGGGAAACGAAUAUGCACGCAGGGACCGUGACUUGGUUUGGUAUCUCUUCAGGGGGUCCGCCUGGGAGCUGUACACACGGCCAAAACUCGAGUCGCUGGUUGAAAAGGCAGCCCAUGUACCAGGUUUAAGUCUGAUAAGCGCAGUAGUGAAAGACUGGGUACCCCUGAUUGACGAAUACUACUAUUAUACUGCACUAUGACUUCACCUAGUAUGGUCACGAGCCACAAGAUAAAUUAUCCCCUUUUUUCACGUCGAAGGUCAAGUUGAUCCCUUUUAUGCCUCACCAAACAAUAGUCGGAUGGGAGAUGAAGUCAACGCUGGGAUGAUGGCGUUACACAAAGACAAUUUCUAGGCAUUGUCACUGCUGUAGCUUCCACCUUCAAAGUUGAUAUGAACUUGUUGGAUAUUGGGAACUUACAUCUGGAGGUUCUAUGUAAACUGUCGACAGAGUUGUAAUUUUGCAAGCCUCCAUGGUGACUGAGUCCUCACUGCAAUUGUGCACACAAGGGCUCCUCGCC